AUGUCGACCAACACCGUCGAUCUCCACGGUGCCGACGGCCAUGUCCACACCUGGACCAUCUACAAACACCAGCGCUUCCCCAAGUACUCUCUCCGGGUCAAGAAGGGCAGCGAGCUCUGCGACCCCGACGUCUCGCAGAUCUACGGCUACCUCGAUGUUGACGAGGAGAAGCACUUCUUCUUCUGGUUCUUUGAGUCUCGCCACAAGCCCGAGUCUGAUCCCCUUGUCCUGUGGCUCAAUGGAGGCCCUGGCUGCUCGUCGCUUACCGGUCUCUUCAUGGAGCUGGGCCCCUGCCGUGUUAAUGAGGGCGGCCAGGGCACCACCUUGAACCCUUACUCCUGGAACAACAAGGCCAACGUCAUCUUCUUGGACCAGCCUGUCAAUGUUGGCUUCAGCUACGCCGAUGGCGGCAAGCAGACCAGCACCACCGUCGAGGCCGCCGCCGAUGUCUUUGCCUUCCUCCAGCUCUUCCUCGGCAGCAACGAAAAGUACAUUGACCUUCCUUUCCACGUCACGGGCGAGUCCUAUGCCGGCCACUAUGUCCCCGCCAUCGGCAAGGUCAUUGCCGACCACAACAACGAGGCCGGCCCCGAUGAGACCGAGAUCCUGCCCAUCAACCUGGCUUCUCUGGCCAUCGGCAACGGCCUGACCGAUCCCCUCAACCAGUACUCUGCCUAUGCUGAUAUGGCCGAAGACGAAAAGUAUGGCCCCAUCUUGGAUGCCGAUGUUAUCCAGGACAUGCGCAACAAGUUCCCUACCUGCCGCACCCUGAUCAACUCCUGCUACAAGUACCAGACUCCCUUCACUUGUGUCCCCGGUGCCAUCUACUGCAACAACGCCAUGAUCAACCCCUUCCAGCAGACCGGCCUGAACAUCUACGAUAUUCGCAAGAAGUGCGACAGCAGCAACCCCCUGUGCUACUCUAUCCUCACCGACAUCGAGUCGUUCCUGAACCAACCUCAGGUCCAGCAGACUCUCGGUGUUGAUCACGAAUACAAGGGCUGCAACAUGGACAUCAACAUGAAGUUCAUGAUGGCCGGCGACUGGAUGCGCCCCUAUGUCAACAACCUCCCUCCUCUCCUCGACGACGGAAUCCAGAUCCUCAUCUACGCCGGCGAUGCUGAUUAUAUCUGCAACUGGAUCGGCAACAAGAACUGGGCUCUCGAGCUCGACUGGUACGGCCGCGACGCUUUCCAGGAGGCCGAGGAUCUCGACUGGAUCUCGACUACCACCGGCAAGAAGGCUGGCGAGUUCCGCACCUUCGAGUCGUUCACCUACCUGCGCGUCUACGAGGCUGGCCACAUGGUUCCCUAUGACCAGCCCGAGCACUCCUCGGAUAUGAUCAACGAGUGGAUCAAGAAGACCUCUUUCUAA
Molecule: messenger RNA, 1374 nt
Organism: Polychytrium aggregatum
Lineage: Eukaryota; Fungi; Chytridiomycota; Chytridiomycetes; Polychytriales
Product: Alpha/Beta hydrolase protein
Exons: 6
Coding region: 1-1374 (457 amino acids)
Biological process (GO): proteolysis
Cellular component (GO): fungal-type vacuole
Molecular function (GO): serine-type carboxypeptidase activity
Source: RefSeq, a predicted model, not a curated record